Meleagris gallopavo (turkey) is the source of this 3898-nucleotide messenger RNA. Lineage: Eukaryota; Metazoa; Chordata; Aves; Galliformes; Phasianidae. The record is from RefSeq and is a predicted model, not a curated record.
AAAGAUGUUAUACUCAUGUAUUUUUUAUUUGUGUUUCAGAACAAUGGAUCACUUGCUUGGUGCCAGAAUCACAAACAGUGUUCAAAGUGCCUGGAGCCCUGCAAAGAAUCCUGGGACUUGAAGAAAAACCAUUGCCAAAGCUUCUGUGAGCCUCUUUUCCCCAAGAAGAAUUAUGAAUGCCUAACUAGCUGUGAAUUCCUUAAAUACAUCCUGUCUGUGAAGCAAGGGGACUGCCCAGCACCUGAAAAGGCCAGUGGUUUUGCAGCUGCCUGUGUUGAAAGCUGUGAAGCUGAUAGUGAAUGUUCUGGAGUGAAGAAAUGCUGUUCCAACGGAUGUGGUCACACAUGCCAAGUUCCCAAGAACCUGUACAAAGGUGUUCCAUUGAAACCCCGGAAAGAGUUAAAAUUCAUAGAACUCCAGUCUGGAGACCUGGAGGUGAAGUGGUCUUCAAAAUUCAAUAUUUCCAUUGAGCCUGUGAUUUAUGUUGUUCAGAGGAGGUGGAAUCAAGGAAUCCAUCCUAGUGAGGAUGAUGCUACUAACUGGCAAACUGUGGCACAGACAACAGAUGAGCGGGUUCAGCUGUCAGACAUCAGAGCAAGCAGGUGGUACCAGUUCCGCGUGGCAGCUGUGAACGUGCAUGGGACAAGGGGCUUCACGGCACCCAGCAAGCACUUCCGCUCCUCUAAAGAUCCAUCUGCUCCACCAGCUCCAUCUAAUAUCAGAAUUGCCAAUAUCAGUGCAAACAAUGAUGGAACUGUUAAUGUAAUGAUUACUUGGGAUCUUCCAGAAGAGCCUGAUAUCCCAGUGCACCACUACAAAGUUUUCUGGAGCUGGACUUACAGCAAAUAUGUCAUCCCAGCUAAAAAAAAGAGAAGGAAGAUUACAGACGGGCCCCAAAAUUAUGUGGUCCUGGAGGGACUCCAACCCAACAGCAACUACAAUGUAGAACUACAGGCAGUAACACGCUGGGGUCAGACACGCCUUAAAAGUGCUAAGGUUUCUCUUCAUUUUAGCACGGCACAGGACAGCAGGAAUAAUAAUGAGCAGACAUCUGCUGGAAAACCUCCAAAAGGACUGGUAGAUCCUUACCCAACUUUUCAAAGAAGAAAACCCACGCGUUUUCUUAAAAUUGGAACUCCUUUCUAUCAGGACAAUCAACUUCAGGUUAAAGUCUACUGGAAGAAGACAGAUAUCAGCAUGAAUCAAUUCCAAGUCCACUCGUUACUGGAAUCCUGUGCACACAAUGACACCAAGGGACUUGAGAAAGUAACUGAGCUGACUUACGAGAACUACAUGAUUCUGAAGGACCUGUCAUUUUCAUGCAAAUAUAAAGUAACUGUUUUACCUGCAAAAUCUAAAAGUCGUUUUAAGGCUGAGAGUAUUUUCUUUGUCACCCCACCUUGCUCUGCAUUUAAAGAAAAAACCCAUAAGCACAUUAAUUGUGCUGCUGAAGAAGUGCCAGUUCUACCCAAAGUGUUGGCCAAACCCGAGAAUCUAUCUGCGUCUUUCAUUGUUCAAGAAGGUAACAUCACUGGUCAUUUUUCCUGGAAGGUGUCUAAGACAGUCCUUCACCAGCCCAUGACAGGGUUUCAAGUCACAUGGGCAGAAGUAACCACAGAAAGUCGACAGAAUAGCUUGCCCAACAGCAUCAUUUCACAGUCACAGAUACUGCCAGCAGAUCAUUAUGUACUCACCGUGCCCAAUCUCAGGCCAUCAAUGCUAUACCGACUGGAAGUUCAAGUGUUGACAACUGGUGGGGAAGGACCAGCUACUAUAAAAUUGUUCCGAACACCUGAUCUUCCUCCAUUUUUACCCCACAGACCUCAUCUGAAACAACAUCAUCCUCACCACUACAAACCACCCCCAGAAAAGUAUUAAACUGUUUAAGAUGAUUAUACAAAUAACUGAGAGAAAAACUGAGCUCCCAAGUGGAGGCUAGGAAAAGGCACAUCUACAGAAGCAAAGAAUCCAGUUUUCCAGUGGAAGUUACCACGCUGUACAAUCUGUUUCUACUCUUGUGUAGUUUAGUCAUGAAGAAUUUUAUUUCUACCAAGGCCAGGAUGAAGCAUACAAGAAGUACAAUUUCAGUACCACCAUUAUUCAACAAAUUGAAGAUUGCAUUAAACUCAACAUCUUGGAGAAAAUCAAAUGUGUUGAUUAUAAUGUUUUUGUAUUUUGUGUUUAAAGUAGAUUGAAACAGUGAAGUGUAUACAGUUAUUUCUCUUAGUGGCUUCAAUGUUAUUAUAUGAGAGGUUUUCCUGUGAUGUACACAUACUUUUGAACACUUAGAGGCCAUGUUGUCAUCAAUAUGUUUAAGUGAUGUAUUUUACUUAAAGCUCUGCCUUUCAACAGUUUAAACCCUAGUGUAUUUUGCUCUUGAAGAAAAUACCUAUUUGUCUGAAAUAAACAUAUAAGUAAACUAAGUUCCAGAACCAGAACCCCUUAAAUAAGCAAGAAUUAAUAACUGCAGCAUCACUGCAGAAGAGAAUGAUGGUACAUGUGCAUAAUCAACCAUCUCUUCUGAAGUAACAUUUCUGCAUGUAGAUCUUAUACUAAUAGAGUUAACAGUCAUAUACAACGUUGAUACUCCAUUCACUGUAAAGAAGUAAAUGACAAUUAAUACAAUUGCUUUCAAUUAGUGAUGAUUAACACAAUUUAUUUAUAAAUCCUAGAAAAAUUAUCUUUACAAUUUUGGUUGUUAACUUGAAAAGAAAUUCUAAUUUUCUAUCUAAAACUUCAACAGUUAACAUUUUAAAAAUGGAAAUUCUGAGGCACAUUUAUUAUUCAAGUAGUUGUAGAGCUACUUCUUGGCUUCUCUGUCUUUUGAUGCACAUAUCUCUUUUCCCCGUGGAUCUUUUGAACAGAAGGAUGAAUGUAUUGGCUCCAUGACGAAGAAAUACAUAUCUGAAAAAUGAGGAUAACAAUUACGCUUCCUACAGUAGAGCCUUAAAAAAAUAAUCAUACAUAGUUUGUCAAUACUGAAAUGUAUAACUUUUGGGUGCAUAUGGGGUAACACUACAGAGAGUGAAAGAGACUGAAUUAAUUUCUGAUCAUUUUUUCAUUCUAGUUUUGCUGCGUUUCUGUAUUUCCUGUGGAAGUACUCUUUUUUUCCCUGUUCUCUUUCUGUUUUUCCUGAUGUCUUUUUUAAUAUGCACUGAAUGACCAUGAUAAUUUCUAUUGCUACAUCAUUUGGGACUUUGACAGUUGAUUCAAAAAUAUUAAAUGCUGAGUUGCUUUUAUUUGCUUCCUCUGCCACUCUAUCACCUCCUCUCUUUCAAAAUAUAUUAACAAGUUAACAGGUAAACUCUUAAUCAGAUCUGUAGGGUAAUAGUUUUGUUUUCAAUUUUGAAAGAAGGCCAGUGUCUCAGAUUUUUCAAGGGGUAAAAAUGUAUACAAGACUGCUCAAAGAAAAAACUGUAUAAAUUGAACUUGUGUGCAGCAUUGCUUUGACAUUUAGGUUGUGCAGGACGUAAAGUACGGAUAGAAGGAUCUCUGUGAUGUUAGCUGAGAAUAGUUUAAAGUGGGAUCAGGGUAAUACUUUGGGCUUCUUUAAAAACCUCUGUCGAAAUCUUUCCAUCAGAAUCUAAUCCAGUUAUGCUGGAGUAAUUCUGUAGUGAUUUGAUUAAUGUUAAUGAAAUUAUGUUGUAUCCAUAGUGUCAUGAUACAUGGAUGUCAGUUUUUAUUACAGUGAUGCCUAAACCUGACUUGGAGAUAAAUUGGAAGUUAGCAGCUCUGAGUGAUCGUAUCCUUAGUCUUAAUUGCUGAGUGGAAGCCUUGUUCUUCUGAGGAUUCAAAAUUGUUAGUGUUUGCUGAUGUCUGUUUCUUUGAAACAUUCAACUUUUAGAAUAGUAACAUACUUUUAAAAGAAUAUGGAGGCUGUUUCCUUAAAAAAAAAAAC